Molecule: messenger RNA, 891 nt
Organism: Quercus robur (English oak)
Lineage: Eukaryota; Viridiplantae; Streptophyta; Magnoliopsida; Fagales; Fagaceae
Exons: 4
Coding region: 364-735 (123 amino acids)
Source: RefSeq, a predicted model, not a curated record
AAACUUCUCUGUGAUUUCGGGAUAAGUUUCUUCUGUUUCCGUCAAUUUACGGAAUAUUGUAGAUCUGUUUUGCGAUUAAAACCCUAUCGAUCUUCUCUUCAGACUCUGCGAACCAGUGGAUAUUCGUACGGCCGGCCGCUGCCAUACCCUGCCGGGUUAGACCAUCACAAUCGGCAUCCGUCAAAGCUAAAUACGAUCAAACGCCCCAUAGGUUUUGAGAUACGGAGUUAGAGAUUGGCGCUAUUUUGACGAAAGUGUUGAAUACAAGUCCAAGUACAAGAUGAAACCGGAUCAACCACAUUCAUAUUGUUUGACAAAGGAGCUGAGAAAAUUAUUGCUAAAACUGCAAAAGAACUUGCAGAGAUGCAAGAAGAGAUGUUGAAAUUAGAUGAGAAUACUUUACCAAAAGAGAUUCAAAAAAUAAUUGGCAAUGAAUAUUUGUUCCAACUGCAUCUUGAUGAAUAUAAUUUGAAGUAUGGAAAAGAAAAUUACACGGUCUCAAAAAUUUUGGAGAUGGAAGUUUUACAUAAGCAAAAAGACUCAAGUAAAGUUGAAGAACAUCAGGAAACAAUGGAGGAAAUUGUAAGAAAAUCAAGGAAGGACAAGUACAUAGCCAAUCAAAAAAUAGAAAUAGGAGAAACAUCUGUUCAAAGACCUGAAAGAAUGCCGCUCCAAAUGCUUCAAAAACGUCCAAAAAGUACUAAGCAAAUUGCUACAAAGAAGAAAAAACACUGAACUCUUUUGUAUAUACUACCUUACUCUACAAGUCUUUAUGUAUUUCAUAGUAUUGCUAAUUAUUAUUUUUUUAACUUUACAAGACCAAACUGAAUGUACUGAAUAAAGCUGACAGAUUAGAACAGCGUUACUAUAAAAUGUAAUUAUGUUUCACAA